Messenger RNA from Candida tropicalis MYA-3404, 822 nucleotides. RefSeq names its product alpha/beta fold hydrolase. The annotation marks the transcript as partial. NCBI's taxonomy places the organism in Eukaryota, Fungi, Ascomycota, Pichiomycetes, Serinales, Debaryomycetaceae. The record is from RefSeq and is a predicted model, not a curated record. The transcript has a single exon.
AUGGGGAAGCAAUACACUUCUUUUUCAAUUGGUUGGUUCAACAAAACUCCAUUUUUAAAAAGCACAAUGAAAUUAUUUGAAUUUGAUCCUGAAUCUUACUCCAAAGUAACUUACAAUAUUGGUGGAAUUGCUACACAUGUUUAUAAUUCAGAUAAAUUAGCAUCAUAUGUUGAACAAUUUAAUAAAGUUGAUCACCCAGUUGAUGUUAUUCCAAUUAAUGUUGUUUAUUUAAUUCAUCAUCGUGAAGGAAAUUAUAAAUAUACUGAAGCAGUUGCUUAUAAUUAUUUAAAGCAAUAUUAUGAAAAAAAAUCAAAUGUCAAAACUCCUUUAAUUUGUAUUACUUUUGAUAUUCCAAAUCAUGGACAAAGAUUAAUUGAUAAUGAAAAUAAUCAAGGUUGGAAUGAAAAUAAUCAAAAUCAUGCUAUUGAUAUGAUGUCAAUUAUUGAUUCAACUAUUCAAAAUAUUAAAUUAAUUAUGGAUUUUCUUCCAAGUUAUUUAAAUUUAGAUUAUUAUUUAACUCCUGAAUUUAGAGCAAUUAAUCAAAGUACAGAAAUUAAAUUUAAUAAUAUUUUAUGUGGUUAUUCACUUGGUGGUCAUGUUGUUAUUCGUUAUGCAAUGCAAUAUCCUCAAUUAGUUCAAGCAAUCCAUCCAGUUGUUGGUUGUAGUGAUUUAACUUCAUUAUUCAUUACAAGAUUAAGAUCAAUUAAAGAUAAUGAUAAAAAAUUCUUCUAUUUUAAUUAUGAUGAAUUAGAUUUAUCAAAUGAUGAAAAAUUAAAAUAUCCUGAAUCAUUACAUAAAAAAAUUUCAAAACAAGAUCAAGCU